This is a messenger RNA of Colletotrichum lupini, 2298 nucleotides long. RefSeq names its product ZIP Zinc transporter. The record is from RefSeq and is a predicted model, not a curated record. Gene Ontology annotation, cellular component: plasma membrane. NCBI's taxonomy places the organism in Eukaryota, Fungi, Ascomycota, Sordariomycetes, Glomerellales, Glomerellaceae. The transcript has 7 exons. Gene Ontology annotation, molecular function: zinc ion transmembrane transporter activity. Gene Ontology annotation, biological process: zinc ion transmembrane transport. The coding region runs from base 1 to 2298 and encodes 765 amino acids.
AUGCCCACGGGGAACCAACCUCAAAGUCAUCCGACAAGGACAAGGUCAGCCGCCGCGACCGAGGGCCAAGACAAUGAAAGACAAGCUUGGGUCGUGGAAACGUACGGAGUACAGAGGAACCUGGCAAUGGGUUCUCGGAAGCUAUUGCUUUGUUGCGUUAGGAGAAGACAGGGAUCCCAUCCGCCGCAUCGAUUUCUGUCUUCAUUCGUUUUCCUCCUCAUUCGGGCCUGCGCAUGCUUACUUCGCAACUUGCAACACUCUACGCCUGGUAUUCGUCUCUCUUCUUCCAGCCUCCCUGACAUCUUGUCCCUCUUGAGAAGUUCUCCCGCUGCAGAGACUCCCUCUUUCCUCGUCCCCGUCCUAAUCCGCCGUCCCAUCACCCUGAGGGACUACACCGGCCAGACGUACCGGCUCGGCGAAUUGACUUUCUCACCUAAACAACUUCUCUCAAGGUGCUCACUCUCCUCACUUCUUCUGACGGGUCACCAUAACCACCCUACCGAUAAGCGCAGCUUGACGCUUCCUGCAACACCAUCCUGUCUUGGAUUUCGUCCGGAGAAAUUCAGCCCUGUCCACCCAUCUCUGCACAGACAAGGCCCAGGCUCGCUUCCACCUUAUCACUGGCAGCUUCUUCAACGUCUAGAAUCAGACGUGAUGGUCAGGUUCACUCCCGCUGCCGCCGUUGCGGCUCUUCUGAGUACUACCUCGGCCUCCCUUGUCGCGCGACAGACGGCUGCUAGCACCACCACCACGGCUGCUGGGUCUGAUCCCACGGCCAUCUCUCAGUGUUCCGUUGCUUCGUCUACUCAGAUCUGCAAAGCUGGAACGACUGAGUUCACAGUCUUGUCUACCCCUACUGGCACACUGCCCAGUUCGUAUACAGGAUGCCACAAGCAUGCCACUGACUUGUACUGCUUCUAUCCGGAUGGCGAGGUUGAAGUCGUGGCCGCUAAUGCGCCCGCUGCCACCGCUGCCACGACGACGGCUGCUGCUGCUGCCACUGGCGCACCCACGGCAGUGUCUGACUGCCACCUUCACGGAGUCACGGUCUUCUGUAUGUGGGGUACUACGGAAUAUCAGGUCAUGACGACGCCCACCAACACUGCCGCCUCAGCGAUACCAACAGCCUUCACUGGUUGUCAUGCCCACGGCACUGAUACUUACUGUCUCGCUCCCAAUGGAGAUGAUGUCGAAAUUGUUGCCGAGGGUGCUGAGUCUUCCGACCAUGACGACACGAGCGGAGAAGAACCUCAGGGAGAAAACUGCCACUUCCACGCCGGUGUCGAGCAUUGCGUUGGCGCAGGCGAGAGCGAGAGCAGUAGCGGCACGAGAAGCUGCGAAAAGGUCACGCGAGACUAUAACAUUCCUCUGCGUGUCGGUCUUCUCUUUGUAAUUCUGGUCACUAGCGCCUUUGGAGUCUACUUCCCCAUCUUCAUGAUCAAGUGGAUGCCCACCAAGACGCACACCAUCUUCCUCAUUCUCAAGCAGUUCGGCACGGGUAUCAUCAUCUCUACCGCCUUCAUCCAUCUGUACACCCACGCCCAGCUCAUGUUUGGCAAUGAGUGUCUGGGCAGUCUUGGCUACGAGGGAACCACCUCUGCUAUUGUCAUGGCUGGUAUCUUCCUGUCUUUCCUGGUUGAGUACAUUGGAAAGCGCAUGGUCUUGGCAAAGAUGGCCGCCAAUCCUGGCGCAAUGACCCGUUUCUCCCCCGAGACAGUCACCGUCCUGGUCCUUGAGUGCGGCAUCAUCUUUCACUCUAUUCUGAUUGGUAUCACCCUUGUUGUGGCUGGUGACACCUUCUUCCUGACCCUCUUUGUUGUCAUUCUGUUCCACCAGAUGUUUGAGGGUAUCGCACUGGGCACUCGCAUCGCCCAGCUCGGCCAGCCGACCCCGGCUGAAAUGGCAGAGCGUCCUGCCCCGAGUGCGCCCGCCGAAGUCGAGCAAACCGCCUCCGCCGAGGGCAGCCUCAACUCCCUGAAGAAGCCCAGCUUCUCCCUCGUCAAGAAGCUUAUUCUCGCCUCUCCCUUUGCGCUCGUCACACCCAUCGGGAUGGCCAUCGGAAUUGGCGUCCUCUCGCAAUUCAACGGCAACGACCGCGACACAAUCAUCGCUAUCGGUACCCUCGACGCGCUCUCAGCCGGUAUCCUCGUCUGGGUUGGUGUUGUGGAGAUGUGGGCCGAGGACUGGAUGCUUCCUGGCGCGGAGCUCCUAAGCACUGGCCCGAUUGUUACGACUCUUGCUUUCUUCGGUCUCAUCGCCGGCAUGAUCAUCAUGAGCGUGCUCGGCAAGUGGGCUUGA